Messenger RNA from Tribolium madens (black flour beetle), 683 nucleotides. RefSeq lists its product as uncharacterized. The coding region runs from base 235 to 582 and encodes 115 amino acids. Gene Ontology annotation, molecular function: sodium channel activity. The record is from RefSeq and is a predicted model, not a curated record. NCBI's taxonomy places the organism in Eukaryota, Metazoa, Arthropoda, Insecta, Coleoptera, Tenebrionidae. Gene Ontology annotation, cellular component: membrane. Gene Ontology annotation, biological process: sodium ion transport. The transcript is spliced from 4 exons.
UUCCUCAACCCAGCAAAUUUUGUUUUCAAAUACCUCUUGAUGAAAUUGUAACAGCAUCGAUUGAACCAUAAUUAAUUCAAACUUCUGACUAUUCAAAAAUACAAACCGAAAAAAAAGGAAUUGUUACAUGGGAAAUGACAUGGGAAAUAUUUUAAGAUCUAUACACAACAAAAUUGUCAAUUUGAGUGUUGGACAAAUUUUACCUUAAAUCACUGUGGAUGUGUCCAUUAUUUUAUGCCAAGAAUUGGAAAUACGAAGAUUUGUGGCUUUGAUAGUCUUGACUGUGCAAAACAAGUUGACAGAGAAUUAAAUAUUCAAGAAAUACAAAAUGAAAUGUCAGGGAUUACAACAAAAUGCGAUUGUAAACCAUCUUAUACACGUUUGAGUUACAACGUGGAGACUUCAAAUAGUCGCUUCUAUAUGAAGGAGUAUCUUGAUUUGAGAAAUACAUCUGACAUCUUUGAAGAACCAAACAAGCAAAAUGGACCAAUUUCUGGCAAUUCAUGGAGUGUCGGAUUUUAUAGCGAAUAUUGGAGGACUUUUCGGAUUGUUUAUUGGAUUUUCCUUAAUUUCCAUAAUUGAAAUAAUUUAUUUUUUAACACUUAGGAUUUAUUAUAACUUGAAAUUGUAUGGCAGAUGGUCAGGGGUGCCUAAUUCUAAUUAAUAUCAAUUAAUUUGCAUUU